This is a messenger RNA of Topomyia yanbarensis, 462 nucleotides long. RefSeq lists its product as uncharacterized. Bases 1 to 462 code for a protein of 153 amino acids. The transcript has a single exon. Gene Ontology annotation, cellular component: extracellular region. Lineage: Eukaryota; Metazoa; Arthropoda; Insecta; Diptera; Culicidae. Gene Ontology annotation, molecular function: chitin binding. The record is from RefSeq and is a predicted model, not a curated record.
AUGAAGCACUCUACAAAACGUAAUCUGCUAACAAUAGUAGCACUAUUCGCUGCUAGUGUAACUUGUCGCCCAGAAAACGAGGCCAGUACCUACAACAAUCUGUGCACCAACGUAGUCACCGGAAUCCGGCAACAUCCAGUGAACUGCUACCAGUAUAUUGAGUGUGCCAAAUUUGUUGCCCAAGAGAUCACCUGCCCUGAGGGUCAAAUUUUCUCCAAGGAAUCGAUCAGCUGCGUCGAUGGUGACUGGAACACUUGCAAGGUGAGACCGACCUGCGGCGAAGGUUAUGUCGGCCGUAUGCAGAGUCCCGGUGAUUGCAGCAAAUAUUACAGUUGUGCCGGUGGAAGUGCUCAGCUCGAAUUCUGCCUGGAGGGUUACGUGUACUACGCACCGUUCCAGGUUUGCCUACCCGGAUACGAGGACCAUGGCGUAUGCAAGCUGUACUCGAUGGAGAGAUCGUGA